Mus pahari (shrew mouse) is the source of this 3336-nucleotide messenger RNA. Its product is annotated as protein DDI1 homolog 2. Gene Ontology annotation, molecular function: protein binding; aspartic-type endopeptidase activity. NCBI's taxonomy places the organism in Eukaryota, Metazoa, Chordata, Mammalia, Rodentia, Muridae. The record is from RefSeq and is a predicted model, not a curated record. The coding region runs from base 209 to 3172 and encodes 987 amino acids. Gene Ontology annotation, biological process: proteolysis. The transcript is spliced from 9 exons.
GCGGGUGGCGGCGGCCGCGCUGGCUGCCGAGGGCGGGAGCGAGUGAGUCACUGCGCGCGUGUGAGGGAGGGAAGGAGCGAGGGAGCGAGCAGCCCGCGCCCGCCGCCCUCCCGCCGCUGCCGCCAGCCUCCCCCCCCUACCCCAGCCGCCGGCUGCCCUCCGCCCAGCGCCCAGGCCGGGCCGAGCCGAGCCGGGUCGGGCCCGGGCCAUGCUGCUCACCGUGUACUGUGUGCGGAGGGACCUCUCCGAGGUGACCUUUUCCCUCCAGGUCGACGCCGACUUCGAGCUGCACAACUUCCGCGCGCUGUGCGAGCUCGAGUCCGGCAUCCCCGCCGCCGAGAGCCAGAUUGUCUAUGCAGAAAGACCUCUCACUGACAACCACAGGUCACUGGCUUCUUAUGGUUUAAAAGAUGGUGAUGUUGUAAUUCUACGACAGAAGGAGAAUGCGGACCCUCGCCCUGCAGUGCAGUUCUCAAACUUACCCCGGAUUGACUUCAGUAGCAUAGCUGUGCCUGGCACAUCAAACCCCCAACAGCGUCAGCUGCCCAGAACACAGGCUCCGCACUCAUCUCCUGGGGAAAUAGCAUCGUCUCCUCAAGGCUUAGACAACCCAGCCCUGCUCCGAGACAUGCUGCUGGCCAACCCGCAUGAGCUGUCCUUGCUGAAGGAGCGUAAUCCACCCUUGGCAGAAGCUCUGCUCAGUGGAGAUCUUGAGAAAUUCUCUCGGGUCUUGGUGGAGCAGCAGCAGGACCGAGCCCGGAGAGAACAAGAACGGAUUCGUCUGUUUUCUGCUGACCCCUUUGAUCUCGAAGCUCAGGCAAAGAUAGAAGAAGAUAUAAGGCAGCAGAACAUCGAGGAGAACAUGACGAUAGCUAUGGAGGAGGCCCCGGAGAGCUUCGGCCAGGUCGCCAUGCUGUACAUCAACUGCAGAGUGAACGGGCAUCCUGUGAAAGCCUUUGUCGACUCAGGAGCCCAGAUGACCAUUAUGAGCCAGGCCUGUGCAGAAAGGUGUAACAUAAUGAGACUGGUAGAUCGUCGGUGGGCUGGCAUUGCCAAAGGAGUAGGCACACAGAAGAUUAUUGGAAGGGUGCAUCUAGCUCAGGUUCAGAUUGAAGGCGAUUUUCUGGCAUGUUCCUUCUCGAUUCUGGAAGAACAGCCUAUGGACAUGCUUCUGGGUCUGGACAUGCUUAAACGGCAUCAGUGUUCUAUUGACUUGAAGAAAAAUGUUCUGGUGAUUGGCACCACGGGCUCACAGACCACCUUCCUUCCUGAGGGGGAGUUACCAGAGUGUGCUCGCUUGGCAUAUGGAACCGGGCGAGAGGACAUACGGCCAGAGGAAAUUGCAGACCAAGAAUUAGCAGAAGCCAUUCAAAAAUCAGCCGAGGAUGCAGAGAAAAGCAGUAAAGAAUCUACCUCACUGGGAAUGUCAUCAUUGCCGACUUCAGAUGGAUUUGACCAUCCAGCUCCUUCAGGGCAGAGUCCUGAGGUUGGUAGCCCAACGAGUCUUGCUCGCUCUGUUUCUGCUUCCGUCUGCGCCAUCAAGCCUGGUGACCCCAGUAGCAUUGAAUCUCUAGCUAUGGAGGCUACGAAGGCUUCAGCUGAAUUCCAGACAAACUCUAAGAAAUCAGAUCCUCCUCCUCUGCAGGUUCUUCCUGACCUUGCUUCCUCAGCAGAACGGAGUCUAGCCAUGCCUUUGCAUAAAUCAUCAAGAGAAGCAUCUGCUUCAGGUAAUCUGGAGAGAUCUGUCGAGAAGAGAACCCAGGGCCUCAGAGUGUAUCUCCACACAGGACAGGACGCUGGUUUAACUCUCACAACUACUGGGAUGCAUGAGUCGCAGAUAUUUGUGGAGGAAAAGAGUUGGCAUCCAGAAAAUCAGACCCCAAGUCACGUGAACAGCCUUCAGCAGCACAGAGAAACAGAGAGAGUACAGUGGGAGGCUGGACCACAGAGUGCUCCACAUGGCCAGGAGUGUCUUUGUGACACAGAAGACCUUGAGCUUCCUGAAGAAGUUGUCAGUUUGGAAGCUCUGAUGAAAGGUGAGCUACAGAGAAACGCUCCUCUUCCCAGUGCAGAGAAGGGUCUUCCAGCUUCAGGACUCUGUAGCUGUUCAUGCUCAGAAGCCCUGAUGGAAGUCGAUAGAGCUGAACAGUCUCUGGUUGCUAUGUGCAGCUCAACAGGCAGGCAGGAUGCUGUCAUCAAGAGCCCUAGUGUAGCACAUCUCGCUUCAGAUAAUCGCUCUAUGGAAGUGGAGACAUCACAGUCUAACCCCUCCUGUGAACCUGUGGAACAUUCCAUCUUGACUCGGGAUUCGCAGCUCCCAGAAGAUAAUGUUGAAAUGUCUACAAUGGAUAACAAAGAUGACAGUUCCUCUUCCCUUCUAAGUGGUCAUGGUCAGCCCUCUGUGGAAUCAGCAGAAGAAUUUUGUUCGUCUGUCACAGUGGCCUUGAAAGAACUCCAUGAGCUUUUAGUCAUUAGCUGUAAAACAGCUUCAGAAGGCUCACCUGAGGCCGUCACCUGUCAGUCAGAAACGGGGGCUGAGGGCCGAGCAAGGGUUCCAGACCUUACAGGAAGGAGGACCCAAAGUGAGCAUCUGACCCCGAGGGACCAGUACCCACAAGGCUCCUGUCACCAGGCCACCUCUGAAUCAGGAAAGACAGAAAUCAUAGGGACUGCCCCUUGUGCUGCGGUAGAAGAUGAAGCAUCCAUUAGCUUUGGAGGUCUCGGUGAUGGCUUGUCACCUGGCCGAGAAAGUGUCCACAGAUCAACAGAGUCAGCCAGGAAGAGCUGUUCUGUCGCCAUAGCCUCAGCUAAACUGUCCGAGCAGUUGCCCUGCAUCUCAGGGGUAGAAAUAGCACCUAAACUUGCAGCAGGUGAGGGUGCCCACAGUCAGCCUUCUGAGCAUGUGCAGAAUCCAGGCCCAGACAGGCCGGAGACCAGCAGUGUCUGUCCUGGGGCUGGGUUGCCCCUUAGUGGAUUGGACCAACCUCCCACACUGUCCUUGUCCACCCGCUCUGUUCUUCCACCGUUCAUCUUUCCUGCAGCAGAUGUUGACAGGAUUCUUGGUGCCGGCUUCACUCUGCAGGAAGCCCUCGGGGCUCUGCAUCGAGUUGGUGGGAAUGCAGACCUUGCCCUUCUUGUCUUGUUAGCAAAGAACAUAGUAGUCCCAACAUAAUUGUGGGAAGUGGACUAGGCCGCACUUCAUUCCUUUUGAAAAAGCCCUUUUCACACCAAUAUAAUAUACUAUACUACACACACACACACACACACACACACACACACACACACACACAAUGUGUAGAAAAUCUGCAAGCAAAAUGUUGAGCCAGAUUUUUUUUU